Molecule: messenger RNA, 2097 nt
Organism: Colletotrichum higginsianum IMI 349063
Lineage: Eukaryota; Fungi; Ascomycota; Sordariomycetes; Glomerellales; Glomerellaceae
Product: Ubiquitin-like modifier-activating enzyme atg-7
Exons: 4
Coding region: 1-2097 (698 amino acids)
Biological process (GO): autophagy of mitochondrion; cellular response to nitrogen starvation; autophagosome assembly
Cellular component (GO): phagophore assembly site; cytoplasm
Molecular function (GO): Atg8 activating enzyme activity; Atg12 activating enzyme activity
Source: RefSeq, a predicted model, not a curated record
AUGGCAGCCAUCCAAUAUGCGCCCUUCUCCUCCGAGAUCGAGCUUCCCUUUUACGCCGCCCUCUUUUCCUCCAAGCUCGAACAUGACAAGCUCGACGACUCGGCCCGCCGCGUGCUGGGCCAGUACACCACCCUGCCCGUCGACCCGGCCCAGAGCUGCAAGAUGUCCAUCCUGGGCAACGCCCUCACCAGUGACCAGCCCAACGACGAGCAUGUCCGCGCCGAGGGCUGGAUCAAGAACGUCAACACCAUCGAGGACUUCAAGAACACCGACAAGCAGGCCAUGCUGAAGCUCGCUGCAAGACACGUCUGGGACGCCAUCAACGACGGCACCAUCUACUCCAUUCCCUCCCUCCUCUCGUCCUUCACGAUCCUCUCGUACGCCGACCUGAAGAAGUACAAGUUCACAUACUGGUUCGCCUUUCCCGCACUGCAUUCCGACCCCCAGUGGAAGCGCACCGCUCCCAUCGGCCGCCUCGAUCCUAAGGAGAGCACGGCGCUGGUCGACCGGGUGGGCACCUGGCAGGCGAACCGCGACAAGAGGCAGAACGGCUUCUUCCUCGCCAAGAAGGCCCGGGGCGUGGACGUGAGCGACCUGGACAAGGACGCAAACAGCGAUCUCCACGACCUCAACGACACGUUCGGCUACGUAUGGGAGGUGGCCAACCUCGGCGACUUUGAGAACGGCUUCUUUGACGAUGUUGCCGAGGAGGACCGAUACGUCGCCUUUGUCGACCCGUCGACGUACCCCGAGAACCCCUCGUGGCCGCUGCGCAACCUCCUGUGGCUCAUCCGGCAGCGAUUCCGCCUGACAAAGGUGCAGAUCCUGUGCUAUCGGGACAUCAGAUCGAGCAGGCACGCUGCUAGGAGCAUCAUCCUGCCGUUGGAGAUGGACCCGGUAGAGCCUCUCGCCGUCACGGAGAUGCCCAAGGUCACCGGUUGGGAACGGGAUGGCGAGGGCAAGCUGCGGGCCAGGAUCGCGAACCUCGGCGAGUACAUGGACCCCGCGCGGCUGGCCGACCAAUCCGUGGACCUGAACCUGAAACUCAUGAAAUGGCGCAUUUCGCCGAACCUGGACCUCGACACGAUCAAGUCUACCAAGUGUCUACUGCUGGGAGCCGGUACGCUCGGCAGCUACGUGUCCAGGAAUCUCAUGGGAUGGGGCGUUCGAAAGAUCACCUUUGUGGACUACGGGCGCGUGUCAUACUCGAAUCCCGUACGGCAGCCUCUGUUCGAGUUCGAAGACUGCUUGGAAGGCGGCAAGCACAAGGCGACGCGGGCGGCCCAGGCGCUGAAGAGGAUCUACCCCGGUGUCGAGAGCGAGGGCCACGUCUUGUCCGUACCCAUGCUCGGCCAUCCUUUCACGGACGAGGCCAGAAGCAAGGCGGACUACGACAAGUUGAAACAGCUGAUUGACGACCACGACGCCAUUUUCCUUCUGAUGGACAGUCGCGAGUCGAGAUGGCUCCCCAGCGUCGUGGGCAAGGCCGCCGGCAAGAUCGUUCUCAACGCCGCCCUCGGAUUCGACUCGUUCGUGGUGAUGCGGCAUGGUGCCGAGCCUGCCGAUACCCAGCCGGAGGACGCGGAGCGCAAGACGCUGGGCUGCUACUUCUGCAACGAUGUCGUGGCCCCGGCCGACUCGCAAAAGGACCAGACUUUGGACCAGCAAUGCACCGUCACUCGACCGGGCGUGGCGGCGAUCGCUUCGGCACUGCUCGUCGAGCUCUUUGCAAGUCUCCUCCAGCACCCUCUCAAGCAACAUGCGCCGGCACCCCAGACGUCGAACGACGAGAAGGACCCGCACGACCAUGCUCUGGGACUGGUCCCCCAUACGGUCCGCGGCUACCUGCACAACUUUAACAACAAGGUGAUCCGGGGAGAGUCGUAUCCGUGCUGCAGCGCUUGCGGCCCUCCGAUCCUGGAGGCGUAUCGGGCCGAUGGUUGGAAGUUCGUCAAGAAGGCUCUUUUGGAGAAGGACUACGUCGCCGAGCUGUCCGGGCUUGCGGAUGUGCAGCGCGAGGCCGAGAGGCGGGCGUCGUCGAUGGACUGGGAGGACGAGGAAGAUGGCGCAGACGAAGGAGAUGGAGAGCUGAUUUGA